Phytomonas sp. EM1 is the source of this 514-nucleotide messenger RNA. Lineage: Eukaryota; Euglenozoa; Kinetoplastea; Trypanosomatida; Trypanosomatidae. The record is from the annotation of a GenBank genome assembly.
GUAUAACUUUUACUUAGCAAGUCAAGAGCUGCGUUUGGAAUUGACCUGGAUGGCCGACUUCGUUUCUGCCGUUGGGUUUGAUUGAGGGCCCACCUUCCGCAUCCGGCUCUCACAUUGAGGGAGAGUCGGUGUGCAAGUGAGGCAGCUCCGUCGUCGCGAUUCUCACGUGAUCGCGGUUUAUGUGGCCUUAGGUUUAUCGGGGGCAAAGCUACGACCCCUAGUGGGCUACGUGUGCCGCGCAGCCUCACGGGUGCGUGUCUUAACUAAGCGUGUUCCUUGGACCAUCGCUGUAGUUAUGCUAGCAGAGAAUACUCGCUUAACUUUUAUUCUCUAUUGUUUUUUUAUAUAUUUUUUCGUUAGCAGUGUUGUUUAUUAUUCAUUUUUCUUCUGGAAUUCUAUUUGCUUUAAUUUCUAUGCUUUCUUGAAGUUUUUGAUUUGGUGCUUUUCUUUUUUUUAUAAGUAUCUCCUUUUUCUAUAUUUUUUUGCUAUUCGCUCUUUUUGUAUUUUUUUUUAG